Messenger RNA from Linum trigynum, 3893 nucleotides. NCBI's taxonomy places the organism in Eukaryota, Viridiplantae, Streptophyta, Magnoliopsida, Malpighiales, Linaceae. The record is from the annotation of a GenBank genome assembly.
AUAAAAAGAAGACAUAAAUUAACAAUUGGAAUUACAAUUUAUGUGAGUUGAACAAAUACAUGAUAUCUAUAUGACCUACACGACUAUCAUGCUCUAUAAGUUUCUUAUUUUGAGUGUGAAACUAAGUUAAAUACACAAAUGAGGUGUGCUCUUAUCAAGAGUCGAAUUGAAUGCCGGGCAUGUUGGCUCUCUUAAAAAAAGCUUGUCAUAUAUGGGAAACAGGUAUUCAAAGUUUAUGUUAUGGUGUGCCUUGUUUAUCUAUCUCUAUCACGUUAUAAGAUAUUGGAAGAAACUAAAUAAUUUAACCCGUUUGUGAAGUUUUGAAAAGGCAAGAAGAGAGUUUUUUCUGUCAAAAGUCUAGAGUUAACUGGUUGGGGAAAGGUGAUAAGUGUACUGAAUUCUUCCAUCAGGCGGUGAAAAUAAGGACUGCAAAGAAAGUAAUUAGGAGAUUGAUAAAUGAUGGGGGAGGAGCUUACCGAUAUUGAUCAAAUUGCUGAGGAAGCUGUCAAUUACUACAAGGGUUUGUUUGGUGUGGUUAAUCCUAACAUUCAAACUGAUGCUUAUUGAUUCAGAAGAGGGUCCCUGCAGAGGUUGUUGCACUUUUAUGUUUGCCAGUAACUACUGUUGAAGUCCGGGCAGUUAUGUUUGGUUUAAAUGACUAGAAGGCUCCUGGGCCAGACAAUUUUUCAGCAGGGUUCUUUAAGCAUACGUGGCAUUUAAUUGGUGAGGAUGUCACUGAAGGUAUUUUGGACUUCUUUUCUCAAGGUAGACUACUUAGUGGCAUUAAUGCAACUGCAGUGUCUUUGUGCCCUAAAAUUCCUAGUGCCGAUAUAUUAAAAGACUUUCGUCCUAUAUCGUGUGAAUGUUUUAUACAAGUGUGUCUCAAAAAUAUUAGCAGAUAGAUUGAAGUUAGUAAUGCCUCAUAUUAUUAGCUUGAAUCAGACGACAUUUAUUAAAGGUAGACGCAUUGUGGAUAACAUUCUGCUUGCGCAAGAAUUGGUCAGUGGUUAUGGUAAUAAGAAGCUCUCUACUAGGUGUGUAGUGAAAGUUGACUUAAUGAAAGCAUUUGACUCGGUGCAUUGGGAUUAUCUGUUUAAGGUCAUGGGCAUUAUGGGGUUCCCUGAUCUGUACAUAAAGUGGAUUCGAAUUUGCCUAUCUACUGCUCACUUUAGUAUCAGUUUGAAUGGUGGGCUAUGUGGGUUCUUUAAAGCACGCAAAGGAGUUCGGCAAGGGGAUCCCUUGUCCCCAUACUUGUUAUGUACAACUAUGGAGGGGUUAUUUGGGUUAUUAAAUCGAGCAGCAAUGCAGAAUCACUUGCUUUAUCAUCCUCUGUGUAAGAAGAUUGCUCUAAAUCAUCUGUGCUUUGCAGAUGAUUUACUUAUCUUCUCUACAGGCUCAGGGAAAUACUUAUUGAAGAUCAAAGACUUAUUGAAUGAGUUCUAUCGAUUUUCCGUGCUGAAGUGCAUUCUAGAGAAGUGUGAGGUGUACUUAGGCGGUGAAUGUGUGCAAUAUAAGGCAGUUGCUCUUGUUGUAUCUGGCUUCAAGGAGGGUUCUCUGCCUGUUAGGUAUCUCAGACUUCCUUUGCUUUCUGGUAAGCUGAGGGAUUCAGACUGUGAGGUGUUGCUUGAGAAGCUAACCAAGAAAAUCAUAUCGUGGCGUGCAAAGAAGAUGACUUAUGCAGGCAGGAUACAAUUAGUUGCUUCUGUAUUAAUGGGGGUGAUUCAAUAUUGGCUUCAACUAUUCUUGUUCGCUAAAGAGUUUCUUCGAAAGCUACAGAAGGUCUGUUCGGAUUUCUUGUGGCAUGGAGAGGAAUCUGGAAGGGCAAAGGUGGUGUGGGAAAGGAUAUCUCGACCGAAGAAGGAAGGGGGACUGGGCGUACGUGAUUUGUUUACAUGGAACAGAGCAUGCACUGAUAGGAUGCUCUGGCUCCUCAUGAUGCGCUCAGGAGCCCUAAUGGUGGCUUGGAUGCUGGCAUACAGGUGCAGGGGGAGAGACUUUUGGACUAUGGCGGUUACGGAUCUAGUUCUUGGACUCGGCGUAGAAUUCUGAAGCUUCGACCUUGGUUGGACGCAGAAGCUCCAACCAUCCAACGUCUCAGUUUGUUAUUGGUGGAUUCACCUUUCUUUUUUCUUAAUAUCUAAUUAUGCUAAAUAAAUUAAGAAUUAAAAUAUAAAAAACUGAUGAAAUUACCAAUUGAAAACUGACAUGUGACUGGUUGAAGUUUCUACGAUCCAACCAAGAUUGGAGCUAAGAAUUUCCCACGUACACCUGCCGCAUGGGACUGCCCCGCAGUAGUCGCAGUAGUCAGGAAGCCCAAUCUAGCAGGCAGCCAUAAUCAACUAAGGAAAACGAAAUUAGAAGAACAAACAGAAGAGUCAACAUAUUUUAAAACAUUUGACACAUGUGGUAAGACGAGCACUUCUACUAUGCUAUAUAGUAUUAGUGCUUUAAUGUACAACUUGAAGUUGUACCAUAACAUUAAAUGUAUAAGUUUAUGCCCUGUUCACUUCCCAUUUUGUUUUCUGUUUUGUGUUGUGAAAAUGAAAAUGAUCAAACAAAUGACAAAAAAACGUGUUCAUUUGUAAUUUUGUUUUCUUGAAGAAAUCCAUUUGCUACAAAUUAAGUAGCUGGGGAAAAACAAUAAAUUCUCGUUUCCUGGAAACAAUGGGACGGGUUAUCCCCUAUUUCCUAGCGGAAAAUCGUUACUAUUCAUUAAUGAGGUCCGGCGUUCGAAACCCCCUGCUGUAUUUUUUUUUGGUUUUGCUCCGCUCCUUGCCAUUGCAACCCUAGACUACGAAUUUCAUCCUCUCCCCCUCCCUCUCCCUCAGACCACGAGCGACCGCCAUUGUCUCCCUAUCCCUCCAGCAGCCCCCGUCUCUCAUCUUCAUUUCCCUCUACCCCCAGACCACUAGCAGCCGGCGAAGACAAGCAGCAGCAACGAAUCGUUCCCUCGUCCAGCCUCUCUCUCCUCCAGCCGGCGUACAUCAAGUAGUAUUGACGAAGCGGUCCAGCCUCACUCUCCCACUCCGUCCGGCGAAAAUCAAGCAGAAUUGACGAAUCGUUCCACCCGGCGAGUCGAGCUCCACCUGUCGAAGGUCUAGCCGCCGAAUAGAGUUCCACCCAAAGAAGUUCCAGCCGGCGAGUCGAGCACUUUACAGGGUGAACUGUUUGUGAGCAAUUGUUACCCAACCCUUGUUUUAAUCAAAAUCUUGUUUUAUGUGUCUGUUGAUUUUGACUGUGUUUUCGAUGGGUCAUUGAGAAUUGAGAUUCUGCAGUUGUUGCAUCUGUUAGAAAUCAUCCGCCUCUCACCAUGGAAUUUACAACAACCCAUAUGACUACUUGUUUGUUAUUUGAUCUUACUUCUCUUUCUCAUUCCUUUCAUGAACUCCCUUCUUUCUUCUAAUUUCUAUUGUUCUCCUGAUUUAUUUCAACGAGUUGUAAAUGUGUGGGGUGGAAAGUGGCAGAUGAAUUUUGUUUAUUGUAUCUAAUCGAUUAGGGUUGUAUGAUACUCAAUAAACAAAAUUAGGGUUGUAUGAUACUCAAUAAACAAAAUUGUAGUAAUCAGUUAUCAGAAAACAGUAUGAAACAACUAAACAGGUUUUCAUUUUUAGAAAUCAUUUUAGAACUCACCAAAAUUCUCAGCUAAACAAGGUUUCUUCAGGUUUUGUUUUUCAGGAAAUGACAGUUUCGUUUUCAUUUUAAUUUUGUUUUCUAUUGUGGCAGCUAACAGAAAUGGAAUGGCAAGUAAACGGCCCAUUAGGUUGUACCAUAAAACAAUUUCUACCAUUAUGUUAUGGUACAACUUUACAACUUUAAGUUGUACCAUAAAGGCAAAAACCUAUAGUAUAGGUACAAUCUGAAAUUGUACCAUAACAUAAAUGUACAAUUUUAAG